CUCCUUGCUCGCAGCCGCGCCGGGCAGCUCGUGGCGCGGCGCCUCCGCUCCGGCCCGAGAUGAAUGCUGCGGCAGAAGCCGAGUUCAACAUCCUGCUGGCCACCGACUCGUACAAGGUUACUCACUAUAAACAAUACCCACCCAACACAAGCAAAGUUUAUUCCUACUUUGAAUGCCGUGAAAAGAAGACAGAAAACUCCAAAGUAAGGAAGGUGAAAUACGAGGAAACAGUAUUUUAUGGGUUGCAGUACAUUCUUAAUAAGUACUUAAAAGGUAAAGUAGUAACCAAAGAGAAAAUCCAGGAAGCCAAAGAAGUGUACAAAGAACAUUUCCAAGACGAUGUCUUUAAUGAAAGGGGAUGGAACUACAUUCUUGAGAAAUACGAUGGUCAUCUCCCAAUUGAAGUAAAGGCUGUUCCUGAGGGCUCUGUCAUUCCCAGAGGGAAUGUGCUGUUCACAGUGGAGAACACAGACCCCGAGUGCUACUGGCUUACCAACUGGAUUGAGACUAUUCUUGUUCAAUCCUGGUAUCCAAUUACAGUGGCCACAAAUUCGAGAGAGCAGAAGAAAAUAUUGGCCAAAUACUUGUUAGAAACUUCUGGUAAUUUAGAUGGUCUGGAAUACAAGUUAUAUGAUUUUGGUUACAGAGGAGUCUCUUCACAAGAGACUGCUGGCAUAGGAGCUUCCGCUCAUUUGGUUAACUUCAAAGGAACAGACACAGUGGCGGGAAUCGCUCUAAUUAAAAAGUACUACGGAACAAAAGAUCCUGUUCCAGGCUAUUCUGUUCCAGCGGCAGAGCACAGUACCAUAACAGCUUGGGGGAAAGACCAUGAGAAAGAUGCUUUUGAACACAUAGUAACACAGUUCUCAUCAGUGCCUGUAUCUGUGGUCAGUGACAGCUAUGACAUUUAUAAUGCUUGUGAGAAAAUAUGGGGUGAAGACCUAAGACAUUUAAUAGUAUCAAGAAGUACAGAGGCACCACUAAUCAUCAGACCCGAUUCUGGAAAUCCGCUUGACACCGUAUUAAAGGUCUUAGAUAUUUUAGGCAAGAAGUUUCCUGUCACUGAGAACUCAAAGGGCUACAAGUUGUUACCACCAUAUCUGAGAGUCAUUCAGGGAGACGGAGUGGAUAUCAACACUUUACAGGAGAUUGUAGAGGGAAUGAAACAAAAAAAGUGGAGCAUCGAGAAUGUCUCCUUUGGCUCUGGCAGAGCCCUGCUGCAGAAGCUAACAAGAGACCUCUUGAACUGCUCCUUCAAGUGCAGCUAUGUGGUGACCAAUGGCCUUGGGGUUAAUGUCUUUAAGGACCCAGUUGCUGAUCCCAACAAAAGGUCAAAAAAGGGCCGGUUAUCUUUACAUAGGACACCAGCGGGGAACUUCGUUACACUUGAAGAAGGAAAAGGAGACCUUGAGGAAUAUGGCCACGAUCUUCUCCAUACGGUUUUUCAAGAACGGGAAGGUGACAAAAAGCUAUUCCUUUGAUGAAGUCAGAAAAAAUGCACAGCUGAGCAUGGAGCAGGACGUGGCACCUCACUAGGCCUGGUUGUUUGUGCAGUGUGUACAUACGUGCACUGUGUGUGCUUGUGUGUAUGGAGUAACAUGUUCGUUGUACAGAUGUGUGGGUUUGUAUUUAUGAUGCAUUACAGCCAGAUUAUUUGUUGGUUUAUGGACAUACUGCCCUUUUUAUUUUCUUUUCCCCAAUGUUUAGAUGAUCUCAACUUAGGAAAUACUUAUAACCAUGUACAAGAUUAAUGCUAAAGUAAGCUUUUUAGGGCCCUUUGCUAAUAGAUAGUAACUCGAUCUGCUGUUGACCUUUUCACAAAUCACAGAAUCAAGAAACUUUUAUAUAUAACUACAGAUCACAUAAAACAGAUUUGCAUAAAAUUACCAUGACUGCUUUAUGUUUAUAUUUAACUUGCAUUUUUGUACAAAUGAGAUUGUGUAAGAUAUAUUUAAAGUUUCAGUGAUUUAACAGUCUGUUUCCAACUUUUCAUGAUUUUUAUGAGCACAGACUUUCAAGAAAAUACUUGAAAAUAAAUUACAUUGCCUUUUGUCCAUUAA
Peromyscus leucopus (white-footed mouse) is the source of this 2060-nucleotide messenger RNA. RefSeq names its product nicotinamide phosphoribosyltransferase-like. The record is from RefSeq and is a predicted model, not a curated record. Bases 60 to 1481 code for a protein of 473 amino acids. Gene Ontology annotation, biological process: NAD+ biosynthetic process. Gene Ontology annotation, molecular function: nicotinamide phosphoribosyltransferase activity. NCBI's taxonomy places the organism in Eukaryota, Metazoa, Chordata, Mammalia, Rodentia, Cricetidae. The transcript has a single exon.